AGAUGCCACCAGUAGCAGCCUGUUCAUAACAAACACAAAGUGUUUUUAGACUUUGGAGCAACGUUGCUUACUAUUUUAUUCUACCUCAAUUGUUUUAAACUAAUAUCUAGCAUGUAGCUGUGAACAUGUGCAGAAAAAUCCUUAACGUUUUACUGCCAUACAGAUGUGUGGUACGCAGCAGGCAGUUCAUUUGGCUUUGAUGUUAAUAAACACAACAGGGUGAAUUUGAUCAAAUCAACAUCAAUUGGAACAACGUGCCAGAACAAGGAUGUAAGAAUGGUUUCAAAAGUGACCUAACGUGAAGACUUCAAGCAUCACCGUCGGAAACAACAAAUAGAAAGCAUUUAUGGAGUUUCAAAAUGACAUUUUCUAACCUGCUGAACGAAAGCAAUGAUGAAUUCACUUCGGACGAGGCGCUUAACUUGUCUUUAUCCAACAUCAGCAACACCUGUGUGGGCAUCACCCUGGACGCGCAAGUCAUCGGUGUUGGAAUCUUCCUGGCCGCUUUCAUUAUAGCGGCGAUCGUUGGAAACAUUUUGGUGAUCCUUUCGGUGCUGUGCAACAAACAUUUGCAGACGGUCACAAACUUCUUCAUCGUGAACCUGGCCAUAGCGGACCUGCUGCUGAGCAUCAUAGUCCUGCCUUUCUCCGCGUCUCUGGAGGUUUUGGGAUGCUGGGUGUUCGGGCGCAUCUUUUGCAACAUCUGGGCAGCGGUGGAUGUCCUGUGCUGCACGGCGUCUAUAUUAAGUCUGUGCAUUAUAUCCAUAGACAGGUACAUUGGGGUGAAAUAUUGCCUAAAAUACCCCACCAUCAUGACCGAACGGAAAGCUGGUGUCAUACUGGUGCUGCUCUGGGUUUCUUCGAUGGUUAUUUCAAUCGGACCCUUGUUGGGCUGGAAGGAGCCUCCACCUUUGGACGACAGCAUCUGCAGCAUCACGGAGGAACCGGGUUACGCGCUCUUCUCCUCGUUAUUCUCCUUCUACCUUCCGCUCAUGGUGAUUUUAGUUAUGUACAUUAGGGUGUAUAUCGUGGCCCGCAGGACUACUAAAAGUUUGGAAGCGGGUGUAAAACGCGAGAGGGACAAAUCAGUGGAGGUGGUGCUGCGGAUACAUUGCCGGAGCGCGCCGGAGGACGCGAGCACCAGCUCGAAAAGCAAAAGCCAUCCGUUCAGAAGUUCACUGUCUGUCAGACUCAUGAAGUUCUCCAGGGAGAAGAAGGCUGCUAAAACCCUCGCCAUCGUCGUGGGGAUGUUCAUUCUUUGUUGGCUACCUUUUUUCUUCGUUUUGCCUUUGGGCUCCUUCUUCCCAGCUCUGAAGCCCUCAAAGAUGGUGUUCAAAGUAAUCUUUUGGCUGGGGUACUUCAACAGCUGCAUUAACCCAGUAAUUUACCCCUGCUCCAGCAAGGAGUUCCAGCGCGCCUUUACGCGGCUACUGCGCUGUCAGUGCCAGCGUCGCCAUCGGAUCCUGCGCCGUUUCUACGACCAACGCUGGAGGACGGCCAUGAGAGGAGACCCCCACCGGGACUUUUGCUCUGGAUUUCCCUUCCACGAGCAAUGCGAAAACUCUAUCUAUUCCUGCCAGACCAAGAGCCGGCCUCUUAGCCUGAAAGGCUGGAGCUUCUUUCCACCGUUACAGAAGUCCUCCUUCCAGCUGAAGGAGAAAAUGAACAACCUUUCCAAUAAGAUCAAGAACGGGACGGGGAAGAGCGGCACGCCCGCUUUGAGCCGUACGGAGAUCGACACGGUCUCGAUGGGGAUCUAUAGCGACUGCGCCGAACAGAGCGGCUACCAAAUUUAUGACCUCACGGAGUGCUACGGCCUGAAGGAAACAGACAUCUAAACAAAGACAGAGAUCGCUGUAUGUGUUCUCCUAGACAUUGACAUGCAUUGAAAUAUUUAGGAUAUGAUUAAUUUUUUAACAUAUCAUUUUUGCUCACAAAUGUACAUUCUAAGCAAAUCUGAGCUGAAAUGACAAUGUGUUCAUGGAGAUAAAUGUAUUUCACGUGGAUAAUUUAAGAAUGUUACUUUAUGGGCGUAAAAAGUACACUGAAUGCCAAAAUAAGGAAAAAACGUAACUGCACUGGACCAGAUGUGCCAUCUUAUGGCAAAGAAAAUAGACUCAUGAUUGUCGGGUUUGUGUAUACUGUGUUGUCCGAAUGUCAUGAUAACCAGCAAGGCAACAUUUAAGUUAAAUGUUUGAACUGUUUUUGCAAAGAAUCGUGUAUUGACCGUUAAGUAGGAACGGAAACGCAUUUAACUGUGACGUACUCUAUACAGACUGUUGAAUCCAUCACACUAAUUACUAUUGACAAAAUGAUUCACUGUGAUUUACAUAGUGAAACUCACUUUUAAAUGAUUCAGAUGAUUUAUAAUUGAUUUGGGGAUACAUAACUUAAAUGUGAGGCACAAUUUGUAAUAGAUGUUUUAAAGGGUGGUUAAAGGAUUACUAUACUUUCAUAAAAAAUCCCAAUAAUUUACUCACCCCCAUGUCAUUCAAUUCUUUCUUUAGUAAAAAAAUGUUUUUGAGGAAACCAUUUCAAGAUUUUUUCCAUAUAGGGGACUUUAGUGGACCUCAACGGUUUACAGUUUCAAUUCAGUUUAAAAUUGAAGUUUAAAUCGUCAGAAACGAUCGUCAUUUUUGCCAAAACAAUAUAAAAAUAUGGACUUUUUAACCGCACCUUCUCGUCUUGCACUAGCUGUGUGACAUGCCAGCAUGACCUUACGUAUUACUUAAUCACGUCGAAAGAUCACGCAUUACAUAUGUGAAACGCACACUUGUGGACCAUUUUCAACAAUAAACUGACACAAAGACAUUAAUUAGUAUUAUUUUACAUACAACAUACCAGAGCCGAUCCUCCCUAUACGCAGGGUACGCAAGCUGCACUGAGCCCAGAACCACUAGGGGGCCCCCUCGCUCUUAACUUCAUGCAGCGCUGCACAGACCAAUUGACCUGUUAGCAUUUUAAAACAAAGCACAUUACGUCUAAAGUUUGCAUAUUGCGAGAAUUAUUGAUGUAUUUUGGUAUGUUUACCACUGGAUUAAACUAUAUUGAUCAUGCCUUAGGAAUGGUCCUCUUUCUCCACACUUGUAAACACUGGAGCAGGAUUGACCUUUCGAAGUGAUUACAUAAUGCGUAAGGUCACACUGGCGCAUCACUCAACAAGUGCAAGAGAGAAGGUGUGGUUAAAAAGUCCUUUUUUUUUGCGAAAAACGUUUUGCUAGAUAAAUCCCUUAUGCCUUGGUUGGGAUUGUUUAGAGGCCUUUAAAGCUGCACAGAAACUGUAAACUGUUGAGGUCCACUUAAUAUGGAGAAAAAUCCUGGAAUGUUUUCCUAAAAAAAACUUAAUUUCUUUGUGACUGAACUUGGUUGACAUUGGGGUUAGAAAUAAUUUUCGGAUUUUUUAUAAAAGUGGAAUUAAAUACUGUGUGCUAUUUAUGAAUCUCCAUUGAGCACUAAAGUAAUGACAUUUCAGUCAUUCACAAAAGGACCAACAGUUCCUCGCACCUGGACUACAACUCAAUUUGUGUUGUUGAAAAAGAUUUGGGUUUCUUUGUAAUGCUGAUGUGAUCAUGUCUUUCAGUGUCAACUAUUAAGCAGAAUAAACCUGAACAAGAGCAUGCAGAAUCUUGAUCUCAUACAUUCAUAAAUCAAUGAAUCAUUUCAUGCAACAAACUCCUGGAGCAAAGUACCAAAUGCAAAGUAUUGUUUUGUGAGCCUGUCAAAAUAA
Paramisgurnus dabryanus is the source of this 3727-nucleotide messenger RNA. Lineage: Eukaryota; Metazoa; Chordata; Actinopteri; Cypriniformes; Cobitidae. The record is from RefSeq and is a predicted model, not a curated record.